This is a messenger RNA of Hypomesus transpacificus, 1416 nucleotides long. Its product is annotated as cold-inducible RNA-binding protein A-like. NCBI's taxonomy places the organism in Eukaryota, Metazoa, Chordata, Actinopteri, Osmeriformes, Osmeridae. The transcript has a single exon. The record is from RefSeq and is a predicted model, not a curated record. The coding region runs from base 82 to 600 and encodes 172 amino acids. Gene Ontology annotation, molecular function: RNA binding.
GCGCGCCACCCAAUCUUUCCUUUCGACGUGCAUCCUUGAGCACCAGCAGCAUUCGUUUCCGCCAGCUAAAGACAAAGAAAGAUGUCCGACGAAGGAAAACUUUUCGUCGGUGGCUUGAGCUUCGACACAACCGAAGACUCUUUGGCGGCGGCUUUCUCCAAGUAUGGAAACAUAGAUAAAGUUGAUGUGAUCAGAGACAAAGAAACAGGAAGGUCUCGUGGAUUCGGCUUCGUCAAGUACGACAACGCCGAUGACGCAAAAGAGGCGUUGGAAGACAUGAACGGAAAAACCGUGGAUGGCAGAACGAUCCGCGUGGACGAGGCAGGAAAAGGUGGCGGCCGUUCAGGAGGUGGAGGCGGCGGUGGCUACAGAGGAGGAUCCCGCGGCGGUGGCGGAUAUGGCGGUGGCGGAGGAUAUGGCGGUGGUGGAGGAUAUGGCGGCGGUGGAGAUCGGGGAUAUGGCGGCAGAAGUUAUGACGGAGGCGAUCGAGGCUAUGGCGGCGGCGGUGGAGACCGGGGCUAUGGCGGCGGCGGUGGAGGCUACAGGAGUGGUGGCGGUGGCGGGUAUUCCUCCGGCGGUGGAUACAGGGACAAUAACUAGGGGCCAUGUGGCUAUGGAGGCCGGUCGAGGGACUCCCACAGAGACAGCCAUGCUAGCUAUGCUAGCUAUGUUAGCCAUGUUUCACACGAGUUAAAAUCCUCCCUUAUUCAAGAUCAUCCCUUGGCUGGUUAUAUAAAAACAGAUGCGCUCCCCAAGAAAUGUCCAUGUUAAUGACCAGAUUUUUUUUCUAUAGCCCUAUUCUGUGUUCCAGUAGCUCGAGCACCUUUUGAAGUUAGUUUCAGCCAUUCGUUUACAAACCAUGUUUAAAAGUUAAAAACAGCAAAAAUAUCUAGUUCGAUGAGACAUGCUCAUUUGGCCUUUCGUUUUGGUUACAUGAUAAUAGUAAUGUCUUGUUGGUCCCGUCAACUGCUAACUUAAGUGAAAAGUAACCCAUUCCUGCUCACAAGCGCUGUUUCGACGUUGCUUCGUCCUGUUUUCACCUAGCACCGACAUAUUUCCCUGGCCUGUUCCCUUACCUGGGCGCGUCCAUUGGGACCUGUUUGCCAUUUCAGUUCCUCUUUUUAAUUUUUCAUGACCAAUUCCGUGACUUACCUCCUGCCACGUUUUAAACCAGAGCAAAAGAUUCCACUUAAGGCUGGCGGGCAGGGAUGUACUAUUUAGAUAUUAUACAUUCCUUAAGUGUAGCUACGCAGCAAAGCCUCGUCAGACUCUAAUACAAAGUUAUUGACGUAACUGGGGGUCCUGUAUGUGUGCUGUUUCCCACAGUGAAUUCCUUCAGAAUGGUGACCCCCCCCACACGCCUGAUGAGGUUUGCUGUUUAAAUGGUAAUAUUCACCAUGCUACAGCUAGGCCACG